Messenger RNA from Paramecium primaurelia, 1152 nucleotides. The record is from the annotation of a GenBank genome assembly. Lineage: Eukaryota; Ciliophora; Oligohymenophorea; Peniculida; Parameciidae.
AUGAAGGCUUUAAAACCGUGGAAAUACCCUAAUUCAGUGGAAAUAUCUGAAGCCAAUCAUUUGAUACUAAGACGAUUAGCAUAAAUAGAUAGAAGACCUUUCUAUAACUUUAAAGAUCAAACGAAAGAAUUUCGCAAACAUAUCGAAAUAGUUGAGAAUCGAAAAAAAUGGUUUGCUAUAUCUAGAAGUUAUUCUCCAGUUCCAUAUCGCAGAAAGAAACUGUGACUAUUAUUAGAUAUUGUUUUUUAAUAAAUAUAAGUAAUUAAGAUUCAUAUUAAACUGAGGUAUUCCUUCUAUUAAGUCCAUUUCGCCAUAAUUUGCAACUAAAAAAGAUAAUUAGAAUAGAUUUUACCCUUCUAACUUUAGUUAAUAGAUUUUUAGCUUUUUCAUUAGAAUCUAAAACAGUUUUUAAAUCUGUAAUAGCAGUACUCCAAGGGUAUGCACCAUUAGCCAAUAAAAUAUGUGUGAUUUCCAAAUGGUUUUCCUCUAUUGAUAAAAUUAAUGGUGUUCUAUAUAAAAUAUCAAUUCCAUCNAAACAUAUGUAAAACCGAUUGUACCAAAAAGUGUAUUACCUUAUCCUCCUAGAUCAAAGAAACAGCUUCGAUAAUUACUGUUGAGAGCCAUUAAUAAGAUAAAGAAAUUAGGUUUAACUAUUAAGUAUGUAAUGUAAAAUAAGAUAUUUUCAAAAAAACCAUAUGAAAAACCACUUUCAAAACAAUUUAUUCAUGCAGCUAAAAAGAAUUAAAUAGAUGAAAUCAAUAAUCUUCUAUCAAUCAAUCCUUAUCUUGUUUUUGAUUUUGAUUUUUAUAAUAUGACUGCACUUCAUUGGGCAUGUAAAAAAGGUUAUGUAGAAUUAGUAGAAUUGCUUUUGUAAUAUCAUUCUGAUGUUGAUGGAAUUGAUAUUUUAUAUAGAACACCAUUAAUUUUAUCAAUAGAGGAAAACCAUUUGGAAAUCACACAUAUUUUAUUGGCUAAUGGUGCAUACCCUUGGAGUACUGCUAUUACAGAUUUAAAAACUGUUUUAGAUUCUAAUGAAAAAGCUAAAAAUCUAUUAACUAAAGUUAGAAGGGUAAAAUCUAUUCUAAUUAUCUUUUUUAGUUGCAAAUUAUGGCGAAAUGGACUUAAUAGAAGGAAUACCUCAGUUUAAUAUGA